Lactuca virosa is the source of this 975-nucleotide messenger RNA. The record is from the annotation of a GenBank genome assembly. NCBI's taxonomy places the organism in Eukaryota, Viridiplantae, Streptophyta, Magnoliopsida, Asterales, Asteraceae.
AUGGAGGGAAGAAUGUGUAAGAUAUGUAAUAAGGUGUUCUCUAAUGGCAGAGCUUUGGGUGGUCAUAUGAGAUCUCAUUUAGUCACAUUACCCAUUCCAUGGAAGAAACCAAUUCAUGCGUUGCAACUCAGUAGUCGCACCACAACCGACUCAACUACUUCAGCUUCACUGUCUUGUGAUCAUUCGGAGGAUGACGAAGACCAGGAGAAGAUUUUGAUGUACGGAUUAAGGGAGAAUCCUAAGAGAAGCUUCAGAGUGGCGGAUCCGGAGUUUUUGGAUCACGGAGGGUCCGGGUUUGUGCUUCAGGAAGACAGGGAGAGUGAGACGGAGGUGAACCGAAAGAUGAAUCCGACUCGGAAGAGAUCGAAGAGAGCCAGGGUUACGCGUUCGGUGAAGGAACCGAGUUUGAGUACUGAUUUGGAACCGGUGAUCAUGAGUUCGGUAUCUGAUCAUAUUAAUUCUGCCGAGGAGGAUGUUGCUCUGUGUUUGAUGAUGCUUUCACGUGAUGUCUUGAGCUUCAUUAACUCAGGCGAGUCUAAUCCGAGCCAGAAUCGGUCCAAGUACCAGUGCGAGACUUGCGACAAAGUGUUCGACUCGUUCCAAGCACUGGGCGGUCAUAAAACGAGUCACCGGAGAAUCGAUAACGAUUUCGCUUUCUCCGGCGGUGGCAACAAGUCUAGGAAGAAUGUAGUUCAGGAUGAUGGAAAAUUACAUGAAUGCCCAUAUUGUUAUCGGGUGUUCGGGUCGGGUCAAGCAUUGGGUGGGCAUAAGAGGUCACAUGUAUUGGGUUCAUCAACAACAACUGCUUCAGACUCUUUUGGUGGUAAAGGCGAUGCAAGUGUAAAUUUGGUUAAUUCUACCAAAGCCCAGGGUAAUUUGGUAAUUAUUGAUCUUAACUUGCCAGCUCCAACUGAAGAUGAAGAAAACUCAGCCGUCUCGGAUGCUGAAUUUUACCAAUCCCCGUUGCAUCUUUGA